AUGACUACUUACGAAAGGCAAUUUAAAAUAUUAACGGCUAAAAAAGAAACGCUUUAUACAAUCAUUCAGACUUUAUAUGACUUAUCGAAAAACUUAACUACGGAUAACACCAUUAAAAAAUUCACAAACUUGUAUCAGUCGAUGGAUUCGACAAGGACAGAAAUUCUCAAAAUUUUGGAUGAAAUCAACGCAGUCGGGUUUGACGUUGAUGAAAACUAUAAACCAGAUUUUCAGGUGAUGUCUGUUAUUAACGAAAUGUGUUGUGAAGCAAGGGCGGCUUAUACAAAAUUAAAACCAAGCACCAAUAUUGUAAAUCCAACUUUACAGCAAAGUACACAACAACAGUGUAAUGUACACAGUCUUUUGCCAAAAAUCACUAUUCCAGAUUUCCACGGGGAAACAAAGGAAUGGGAAACUUUUUAUUCGAUUUACAAACCAUUGGUACACGAUAAUUUCCAGCUGACGGAUGCAGAUAAGGCUCGGCUUUUGGUUUCACAUUUAAAGGGAUCGGCCCUUAGUAUUUGUGCGGGAAUAGCUACUUCUGGGGAUAAUUAUGACACGUUAUGGAAAGCACUUUUAGAAAAAUAUCAUAAUAAAAGGUGUGAUAAAUUUAAGGCUAUGAAUCCUACACAAAGGUACGAUUUGGUAAAAAAUAAUAAUUUAUGCUUUCUGUGUUUUUCCCAGUCACAUGGUGUAAGACAGUGCUUAAAAAGACCGUGUGCCCAGUGUGCCAAGAAUCAUCAUUUUCUUUUAUGCGCAGGAAAACCGGAAAUAAGGGGCGCGAAAGAAAAUAAUCAAAAUAAUCAACCAAAUUCUGGUGUCGGUAUUCCAGAAACGGGUUCCAAUAACCACAAUUCGGGUUCAGUUAAUUGUGCGUUUCAAAAUUCUAGUUUUUUGAGUAGAAAUCAGGAAAAAACGGUUCUAUUAGCAACGGUAACGGUAUGUGUGUUAAAUAGUCCUUUACAAAAUGCAACGGCGCGGUUUAUUUUGGACAACGGUAGUCAGUGUAAUCUUUUGACCACGGAAUGUUGUAAAAAACUAGGUCUUAGAUAUACAAAAAUUAAUUCUUCGGUACAAGGUUUGGGACAAAACUCUCAGUCGGUAAGGGGAGUAACAGACAUUAUUAUCGCUUCGCGUUUUGAUCAGACUAAAAAAUACGAUGUUCAAGCUUUAGUUAUUGAUCAUAUUACAGAUAAAUUGCCAAAAACGAAAUUAAAUUUGCAAACUUUAUCGGAAUUUAAAAAUUUACAAUUAGCGGACGAUAAGUUUUUUGAACCUAAAUCAAUCGAUGGCAUAAUCGGUGCGCAGUUUUUUCCUAUUCUUUUCGGCGGUAAUCGGAUUUUGAGUUCUUCAGGUUUAGGGGCGGCUUUAGAAACAACGUUCGGGUAUGUUAUUAUGGGUCAGGUGGAUACGGAAUAUUCCACUCCCAUAAAUUUGCUCACUUUAAGGGAAGAAACAUCGAUUGAACAAAUUUUGACAAAAUUUUGGGAAUUAGAGCAGGUUCCAAAACGGGAAAUUCCGGAUUUAGACGCUAUAGAAUGUGAAAAUAUUUAUAAAACCACGGUUUCCAGGGAUAUAUCGGGCCGGUUUACUGUUGCAUUACCUUUUAAAAGUUCACCAAAAAAUUUGGGAAAUUCAAGGGUUUCGGCGGAAAAUCGGUUAAAAACCUUGGAAAAACGGUUAACAAAAUCGGACAGCUUGCGUGCGGAUUACAAUAAAAUUAUGCAGGAUUUUUUGGAUCAAGGAUACUUAAAAUUAUUGGAAAAAGAAGAUUGUGACUUAUCCUAUUAUAUUAGUCAUCACCCUGUAAUAAAAUUAGAGAGUUUAAGCACACCUAUACGUAUCGUAUUGGAUGCAUCUUGCCCUUCAGACAGUGAUGUCUCCUUGAAUGAUUUAUUGCAUAGCGGGCCUAAACUGCAGGCGGACAUAUCGCUACGGACGGUUCAGCAAUUGAUAAAUGAAGAUGGCAAAGAUUAUCCUUUAGCUAAAAAAUAUAUUUCUUCGGGGCUAUAUAUGGAUGAUUUUUUAACGAGUGUUCCGGACGAAAUUGAAGCUAAAGAAUUAUAUAAUCAAUCGGUAAAGCUCUUCAAAGGUGGUUGUUUUGACUUAGUUAAAUGGUCGACUAAUUUGGACAAUUUGUUAUCAGAAAUUCCGCUGGAAAAACGUUUACAAAAUUCGGUUACAUUUAAAUCGGAGACUAAAGUUUUAGGGAUGCAAUGGGAUCCGCAGAGGGAUGUUUUGAACUAUAGGUUAACCACCCCCGAUAAAAAUUGUACAAAACGUAAGAUUUUAUCUCUUACUGCAAAAUGUUAUGAUCCCAUUGGUCUGAUUGCUCCAUUUAUUUUGCAUUUAAAGUUAAUGAUCAGGGAGUUAUGGCAACUAAAAUUGGGUUGGGAUGACUCACCCCCGGAUACGAUUAAAAAAUCAUGGGAAAAGGUAUGCAAUGAAUGGCAAGAUUUUUCAAAAUUUGAGGUCCCUAGACAUGUAGGAGCCAUGAGGGAUGUUCCGAUUAUGAUUUUGGGGUUUGCGGAUGCAAGUCAAGACGGUUACGGUGGGGUAGUUUAUUUAAGGGUUGUAAAUUCUAGCGGUGAAGUGAGUGUGAGACUGGUUGCUGCAAAAUCGAGAUGUGCACCUUUAAAAAAGACCAUGACCAUUCCGAAGCUAGAAUUAUGCGCGGCUUUGUUGUUAUCAUCUUUGCUGAAAUUAAUAUUUGAAAAUUAUAGCAAACUUACUCAUAUUUCACAACUAGUUGCGUAUUCUGAUUCGACCACGGUGCCGCGCCCCUGGAGCUUUGAAGAAUUUGAUUAA
Molecule: messenger RNA, 2808 nt
Organism: Diabrotica virgifera virgifera (western corn rootworm)
Lineage: Eukaryota; Metazoa; Arthropoda; Insecta; Coleoptera; Chrysomelidae
Exons: 4
Coding region: 1-2808 (935 amino acids)
Source: RefSeq, a predicted model, not a curated record